This is a messenger RNA of Drosophila serrata, 974 nucleotides long. RefSeq names its product Proteasome alpha6 subunit, Testis-specific (gene Prosalpha6T). NCBI's taxonomy places the organism in Eukaryota, Metazoa, Arthropoda, Insecta, Diptera, Drosophilidae. Gene Ontology annotation, cellular component: proteasome core complex, alpha-subunit complex; proteasome core complex. The record is from RefSeq and is a predicted model, not a curated record. Gene Ontology annotation, biological process: ubiquitin-dependent protein catabolic process.
UUUAGAUUUAGUUGUCACAAAACAUUACUUUAAAGAAGCACCACACACUAUAAAAUAUGUUUCGAAAUCAGUACGACAAUGAUACCACAGUGUGGAGUCCACAGGGCAGGCUCUUCCAGGUGGAGUAUGCCAUGGAGGCGGUGAAGCAGGGAACGGUUACCGUGGGUCUGAAGAGCAAAGACUAUGCUGUACUUGUGGCUUUGUGCCGUGCCUCCUCGGAUGUAGAUUCGCUGCAAAGGAAGAUCAUGUCUGUGGAUGCUCACAUGGGUAUAUCUAUAUCGGGUCUGACAGCCGAUGCCCGUCAGUUGUGCCAUUAUCUGCGCACCGAGUGCAUGGCCUAUCGUCACUCAUACGACACAGAGUACCCAAUAAAACGUUUUGUGGAAUCUUUGGGUAACAAGAUGCAGGCCACCACCCAGAGCUACAAUCGUCGCCCAUACGGAGUGGGAAUGCUGGUGGCAGGUUACGAUGUAAAUGGCGCCCAUAUCUACCAGGUGAUGCCAUCGGCCACGGUCCUCAACUGCAAAUCAAUGGCCAUUGGGUCACGAUCACAGAGUGCUCGUACCUAUUUGGAGCGAAAUAUGGAGAGUUUUGAAAACUGUGAUAUGGAUGAACUGGUUUGUCAUGGAAUUCAGGCCAUUCGUGGCUCGCUGGGCAAUGAAGACCUGCAAGAUUUAACGAUCAAUGCGGCUGUUGUGGGCAAAGAUAUGCCAUUCAAAGUGCUAACCGAUAGCGAUAAUCAAAGGUGUCUCAUACAGGCCAAAGGUAUGGGCAAGCCAGUGGUGGAUGAGUUUGUUGAUGCCUUCUCUGAAAAAGGAAUAAGCGAUGAUGAUGAUGAGCAAGGACCCAGUGGCAGUGGAAUGCCGAGAAGUGAUGAUGUUUCAACUACAGGCUCUUAGUGGAGAGUGUUUCAUUCAAAUUGAUUAUUAAUUGGCAUUUAUAAUCAUGAAAUAUACAAAAUCUAUUGUACAAUA